AGCCGAAAAAUGGGAGAUGGAAAAUCAGCAAUUAGGGCAACAGAGAAGAGAAUAAUGAUCACAACCAAAAGCCAAAAAGAAGAGAAGAUCAUAAGAGUGGACUACAGAAAUUGCUUCAUCUACAAUGAGGGCGAUGGCAUUCUUGGCUGGAUUCUUUAAAAAACAAAACCAUCAAAGGAGGUUCUUUAAUUCAGAAUUUACACAGGAUUUCUAUCGUUCCUUUGUAAACUCCAUCAAAGCAGGUUUCAUACUCUAGAGAGACUAUUUCAAAAUUCAUUUUUCGGAAUUCAGUCACAAUAAAAUUUUGGUUUUUGGAUUUAUAAAUUAUGCUUCACAAAUUUCGACUCAUAAACCUUUUGCAAAUAUCCAGGAAUGCAAAAACUAGCAAAAAUAUUUCUUCGGAAACAUCUAAGCCUAAAGUCAAUGGUACCGAGAAUAAAGAUUGCAUUUCUAAAGACGAAACAAUCAUUCGUGGCGGGAGCAUGUGCAAGGCCAGGAAGAAAUCUCCUUGUUCGCCAAUCGGUAAAAAGGGAGCAGGAUCAGUGGCAGCGCAGGCAAGCUGCGAGGAACUGCUUCUGAAACGUACGUGUAAGGGCGUCACGAUCGACAAACAAAAUCUAGCGACAAUCCAAGGAGGCGGUAAUACAAGUGAUCCAUGCAAUCCGCCGAAAGAAAAAGAACCAGCCCACGGUGGAGGCAUGAAGCGUUGGCGAAACAUAUCCCUCUUUGCAGUCCUGCCACUGGUGGUCAUACUGACGGUUCUUGUGUUCAGCACACAUAAGGAGCACGAACAUCCAGAGUUUGUGUACUAUCCUUUCAUGUACAAGCGAACGAAGACGUAUUAUUUCAAGGACGGCAAUCGAACCGCUUUUCAUAACAGCAAACAGAAUGCUCUGCCACCGGCAGGCUACGAAGAUGAGAUAGAUGAAGGGGGAAUCGGCCAGGAACCAGAGACGGAAAAUGACAAAAAACAACGUCUGAAUGAUUUCCAAAAAUUACACAAGGAUUGGCAAAAGAAUGGUGGCGGAAGUGAUGCUCACGUCAAGACGGAGGCGGUGGCUGCUGAGAGCCACGACACAGCUGCAGAGACUGCGGAAACGAAUGCUGCAGCAGAGGAGAAGCAUCCCGAGGCCGAAGAGAAGCCAAAAGAAGUGGCCCAACUUUAUUCACACAAGCUCCCGAUCUACGAUACGGAGGAUUAACAUCAUCUCCACUUAAAAAAUCCACCAAAGGAUGUUCUUUUGGAAAUUCCUCAAUCUUAUUAAGGCAGGCUUUUCCUGGGUUUUCCACCAAAUUGUUGAAGCAGCCUUGGGUUUGCCUCAAAUGUUGGGGCGGUAGCCCUUUCAAAUACAAAUUUAUUGCCUACUUUAAGGCGUAGUGCCA
Molecule: messenger RNA, 1383 nt
Organism: Drosophila miranda
Lineage: Eukaryota; Metazoa; Arthropoda; Insecta; Diptera; Drosophilidae
Exons: 1
Coding region: 327-1202 (291 amino acids)
Biological process (GO): mitochondrial electron transport, cytochrome c to oxygen
Cellular component (GO): mitochondrial inner membrane
Molecular function (GO): enzyme regulator activity
Source: RefSeq, a predicted model, not a curated record